Messenger RNA from Striga hermonthica, 1173 nucleotides. The record is from the annotation of a GenBank genome assembly. Lineage: Eukaryota; Viridiplantae; Streptophyta; Magnoliopsida; Lamiales; Orobanchaceae.
AUGGCUCUUAAAAUUGGCAUUUAUCCCCACAAGAUGUCCUCUUUUCCAGGUUAUCAGCUCAGAUCUCACAAAGUUUCCAUGGCUUCAACUAUGCAUUCUCCAUCAAUGGAAUUGGGGAAUUCCAAGAAGCCAUUCACCCCUCCCCGGGAGGUGAACACCCAGAUCACCCACCCCCUGGCCCCGGAGAAGCGUGAGAUCUUCACCUCCCUCCACAAGUGGGCCGAGGACAACAUCCUCGUACUUUUGAAGCCCGUCGAGAAAUGCUGGCAACCCAAUGACUUCCUCCCAGAUUCUUCCUCCGAUGGGUUCGAGGAACAGGUCCGGGAUCUUCGGGACAGAGCCCGUAGCCUCCCGGAUGAUUAUUUUGUCGUUUUGGUGGGGGACAUGAUCACGGAGGAGGCCCUACCCACAUACCAGACGAUGCUCAACACGCUGGAUGGGGUCCGGGACGAGACUGGGGCGAGCCUCACCCCUUGGGCCGUGUGGACCCGAGCAUGGACUGCCGAGGAGAACAGGCACGGCGAUUUGCUCAACAAGUACCUUUAUCUCACUGGCCGUGUCGACUUGAAGGAGAUCGAGAAGACAAUUCAGUAUCUCAUUGGGUCAGGGAUGGACCCGCGCACGGACAAUAACCCGUACCUGGGCUUCAUUUACACGUCCUUCCAAGAGCGAGCCACCUUCAUCUCGCAUGGGAACACAGCCAGGCUGGCCAAGGAGCAUGGGGACCUCAAGCUGGCCCAGAUCUGCGGGAUAAUAGCGGCUGACGAGAAGCGGCAUGAGACGGCCUACACGAAGAUUGUUGAGAAGCUGUUUGAGAUCGACCCGGACGGCACGGUUCUGGCACUAGCCGACAUGAUGAAGAAGAAGAUUUCAAUGCCGGCCCACCUUAUGUAUGAUGGGAAGGAUGACACUUUGUUCGACCAUUUUGCUUCGGUGGCACAGAGGCUUGGAGUUUACACGGCUAAGGACUAUGCUGACAUACUUGAGUUCUUGGUGGGGCGGUGGGAGGUGGACAAGUUGACGGGCCUGUCUGGGGAGGGGCGCAAGGCGCAGGAGUAUGUGUGUGGGCUGACUCCAAGGAUCAGGAGGCUGGAAGAGCGGGCCAGGGCCCGGGCCAAGGAGGGGGAGCUCGUGCCUUUCAGCUGGGUGUUUGGGAGGGAGGUUAGGAUUUGA